This is a messenger RNA of Aspergillus chevalieri, 1497 nucleotides long. Its product is annotated as FAD-binding oxidoreductase. NCBI's taxonomy places the organism in Eukaryota, Fungi, Ascomycota, Eurotiomycetes, Eurotiales, Aspergillaceae. The transcript has 5 exons. The coding region runs from base 1 to 1497 and encodes 498 amino acids. Gene Ontology annotation, molecular function: FAD binding; oxidoreductase activity. The record is from RefSeq and is a predicted model, not a curated record.
AUGCGCAGAAACAUUCUGACAUUCCUGGCCUGUUCAUGGCUCCUCGCAGCCCAUGCGGCCUCGGUCAAUCUCAAGUCUUUGCUUUUGGACAGCAACAUUCAAUGGGCAUCAGACACGGUUAUCAGCUUCCCAGAUACCCCUGACUUUGAAGAAGCUACAGUGAGGUGGAACAGUUACAACGCCCCGACAUACGCGGGUGCUAUCAGUCCGGCAGACGAGGAGGAUGUGGUCAAAGUUGUCAAACUCGCCAAAGAGCACAAUGUUCCAUUUCUCGCGACUGGCGGCCGCCAUGGCUGUACCGACAUGGUCGGGCUUCAAAACGGCCUCGCCAUUGACUUGAGCCAGAUCAACUCGUAUACGUUAGACAGCGAUGAUGCGACUAUAACUGUUGGUGCUGGAAGUACCUUUGGCCAAUUCCAGAAUGCUAUUUAUGAUGCUGGUUUUAUGAUCCAAAGCGGAUCCGUCACCUGCCCUGGCUUUAUUGGUAUAACACUUGGUGGCGGUAUUGGUCGUUAUACUGGUAUCUUCGGCUUGGAAAUCGAUGCCUUGGUUUCGGCUCGUAUCGUUACCGCGGAUGGGGAAGUUCUCACCAUAUCGGAAGCGGAGAAUGAGGAGCUGUUCUGGGGUGUUCGCGGUGCUGGAUUUAACUUCGGCAUUGUUAUAUCGGCUACAUAUAAACUGCACAGACUUGCUGAUAAUAAUAACGGGGAAAUCCUGACUGCCGACUUUAUUAUUCCUGCGAACAAGACUUUGUUUUACUUUGACUGGCUGGAAUCGCUUAGUGAGACGCUUCCCCUCCAUGCCGCUGGUGUAAGUCGGUUUCAAUUUGAUAGUACUACUAAGGAGGGCCAAAUCGGAGCAAACUGGGUGUUUAUUGGACCAGAAGACGAGGGCCGCGAAUUUUUAAGCCCCAUCCUAGAGCUCCAACCCUCCGUUUCCAUGCUCUCAUAUGUGCCGUGGAACAAGCUAAUCGAGACAGCCGGUGGAGGCCAGGGCGCCAUGCUUUGCGAGGCACGUGCACCCCGGAGUCUGUACACCGGUCAGAUGCGCAAAUACACGGCCUCGACCUUACAAGAGACAUUUGACAAGAUAACCACUCUCUGGGAGACUUAUCCCGGGCUUGCGCAUACGUCGCUCAACUUCGAGGCAUUUCCCAACCAUGCCGUCGCUGCCGUUCCUGAUGACGCGACUGCGUAUCCCUGGAGAGAUGCUAUUGGUUGGUUCCAAUUCGAAGUAAUCUCCCUGGACGGAGUCGGAAGCGACUCUUUCAACGCCGGGGAGCAAACCGGCCAAGCGCUUCGAGAUAGCUGGGUGCGGACUUCAGGUUACGAAAACCACACCAUCUAUGUCAACUAUGCUCGUGGCGAUGAGACUCUGGAACAAAAAUACGGCGCAAGCAAAUUGCCACGUUUGGCAGCGUUGAAAAAGCAGUAUGAUCCUGAUAAUGUCUUUGGGUGGAAUAAUGCUUUGCCUACUGAGUAUCCUGGUUCGGGGUGA